UCUUUAUUUUUUUAAUCAGAGAUUCGAACCCUCAACCCACUGACGGUGGAAGGACCUGAAAUUCCCUCUGACCCCCCGUGAACAUCUCUGGGAGGCGUCCGUGACUCACUGCGCGUCAAUCACGCGCCAGCUCCGCCUCGCGCGCAGACACACCCAUCGGUCCAUAUUCGGUACCAGGUGCACGCGCGAAAAAGCUGCUGCGCUGUCCACGCGCCGUGCGUGAAAGGUGAAGGCGGGGUGAAGCCGAUAGCAAACAUUUAACUAAAGCGCGCGCGCGCCCUGCUGCUGCAUGUGUGGUCCGGCCGCGCGCGUGUCUACCUAGUGGGCGUGUCCGGUCCUCCUCGUCUGCGCACGCGGGAGCAUCUGCACGAGCCGAGCUGACUGAGAACAUUUUUUUUUUCCUGGUGCUGAAGGUCCACGCGGCGACUCCCGUGAAAGCGCGCGCGAUUCCUACCCCCUCCUCCUCGCGGGGUCACAGCUGUGCGGCACUGGAUGGAUGUGACGAGCACGUGCGCGGGUGAAGAGUCGGGCGGCGCACGCGGAGGGAAAUAAAAAGGCUUUUUUUUUUUUAAUCAAUUUUUUUCCACCGGAACUGACCCCCCCUCCUCCCCCUCCACGCGACAUGUCAAACUUAAAUAAGAGCAAGAAGGACAAAGAAAUCCUCGCGGAAUACGAGAGCCAAGUCAAAGAUGUGCGGACCCAGCUGGUGGAGCAGCAGCGCUGUCUGGAGCAGCAGACGGAGAUGCGAGUCCAGCUGCUGCAGGACCUGCAGGACUUCUUCAGGAAGAAAUCCGAGAUCGAGACGGAAUAUUCCAGAAACCUGGAGAAGCUGGCCGAGCGCUUCAUGGCCAAAACCCGCAGCACCAAGGACCACCAGCAGUACAAAAAGGACCAGAACCUGCUCUCCCCAGUCAACUGCUGGUACUUAUUAUUAAACCAGGUGAGGAGGGAGAGUAAGGACCACGCCACCCUCAGCGACCUCUACCUGAACAACGUCAUCACCCGCCUCACCCACAUUAGCGAAGACUCCGCUCGGCUGCUGAAGAGGAGUAAAGAAAUCAUCUUCCAGCUUCAGGAGGAUCUUGUGAAGCUUUUGAAUGAACUUUACACGGUGAUGAAGACCUACCACAUGUACCACGCCGAAAUGAUCAGCGCCGAGGCCAAGCUGCGGGAGGCGGAGCGUCAGGAGGGACGCGUGAAGGGCGUGUCGGGGACGGGCGGAGGCGGCGAGCCGGUGUUCGGCCUGCGAAUCGAGGAGCGCCACCAGAGACGCAACGCCGCCCGCAAGAUGGAGAAGAUGAGAGAGAAGAGAAAAGCAAAAUACUCAGAGAACAAACUGAAGACUCUGAAGGCCAGAAACGAGUAUCUCCUGACUCUGGAGGCCACAAAUGCUUCAGUAUUCAAAUACUACAUCCACGAUCUGCCCGACAUUAUUGACUGCUGUGACUUAGGGUACCACUCCAGUCUGAGCAGGGCUCUGAGGACCUACCUAUCAGCCGAGCUGAGCCUUGAAGCCUCCAGGAGGGCGGGUCUGGAGGUGCUGGAGGGCGCCGUGGAGAAUCUGGACCCGGCCCGGGACCGGCAGCGUCUGCUGGGGCUCUACCCCACCACGUUCUGCCCGCCACAGCGCUUCAGUUUCCAGUCCCACAUGGGCGACUCGGUGACCCAGAUUGCGUCCCAGCCUCAGGUCCAGGCUGAGCUCACCCUCCGCCUCACUCAGCUCCAGACCCGCCUGACAUCCCUGAAGAUCGAAAACGAGGAGGUGAAGAAGACUUGGGGGGCGACCCUCGCCACCCUUCAGGACAUGACGGUACUGGACGACUGCGACGUCUCCCAGAGCUUCACCCACAGCCCGUCCUCCGAGUCCGUCAAGUCCAGCGUGUCGGACGGCUACCUGAACAAACCGAGUCUGGCCAAGAGGCGGGCCAACCAGCAGGAGACGGAGCUCUUCUACUUCAAUAAGUUUCGCGAGUAUCUGGAGGGAAGUAAUCUCAUCUCCAAACUGCAGGCCAAACACGACACCUUAAAGAAGGCCUUAGCGGAGGGUUAUAAAUCUGAACUGCUAACUACGAGUCGUGGGCGGAAGAACUCCCAUAGCAAGCACCAGGACUCAACCAAAGCCAUACCGCUGCUUGUGGAGAGCUGCAUCCGCUACAUCAACUUACACGGUCUUCAGCAUCAGGGAAUUUUCCGGGUGUCAGGGUCACAGGUGGAGGUCAACGACAUUAAGAACUCGUUUGAACGAGGUAACGACCCGCUGAUUGAUGAGGAGAGUAACCACGAUAUCAACUCGGUGGCUGGCGUGUUGAAGCUCUACUUCAGGGGUUUGGAGAACCCUCUGUUUCCCAAGGACAGAUUUAACGACCUCAUGUCCUGCAUCAGAAUAGAGAACCUUUACGAACGCGCUCAGUGCAUCCGGAAGAUCCUCCUGGGCGUCCCCAGAGCGACACUGGUGGUGAUGCGGUACCUGUUCGCCUUCCUCAACCAUCUCUCCCAGUACAGCGAUGAGAACAUGAUGGAUGCCGGAAACCUGGCCAUCGUCUUUGGCCCCACCCUCCUGCCCACGCCGGACACGCUGGACCAGGUGGCCUGCCAGGCGCACGUGAACGAGGUCAUCAAAACGGUCAUCCUGCACCACGACAACAUCUUCCCGCACACCAAGGAGCUGCCCGGACCCGUUUAUGAGAAAUGCAUGACGGGAGACCAGUACUGCGAGAGUCCGUUCAGCGAGCCCGGAGCGCUGGAGGAAGCCGAACCCGACGCCGGCACAGAGACCCAGACCAGCGACGAGGAGGGCGAGGCGGUGGAGGCGGUGGCCCGCUUCGACUACGUGGGCCGCUCGGGCCGGGAGCUCUCCUUUAAGAAGGGAGCGUCCCUGCAGCUCUUCCAGCGCGCGUCACAUGACUGGUGGGAGGGCCGACACAACGGCAGCCGCGGCCUGGUGCCUCAUCAGUACAUCGUGGUGAAGGACAGGCGAGUGCACAGCCCCAGAUGGACCGACUCCAUGUCCGACACGCUCAGUCAGAAGGCUGACAGUGAUGGAGGGAGCAGCAGCACUGAGGACAAGCGGUCCCGGAGCGAGCUGAGCUCGCCCACCGACAUCCGACCGCCGGACAACUACAACAGUCACCGAAGGAAGCGAACUGACGGUCUGUUCCGCCGCCCUCUCUGCCGCUCCAACGAUAACCACGGCAACGGGGGGGUGAUGGAGCGGAGCUCCCCCCCAGUGACGGGUCACUUCAGCCCCAGAGACCUGCUGCUGGGCAGGAGUCAGGGCAUGACCCCGCCCCUCGACAGCCCAGAGCGCCGGCGCCGCUCCACCGCCGUGACCAUGACGGUGAGCCGACACGACUCGUUUAGGAAGCCGGAGGACACGCCCAUUCGGCGCUCCUGCAGCGGGCAGCACGGCUUCAGCGACUCUCUCCGAUCAAGAGCGAUGGACCCGGACGCUCUGGCUCAGGACAUCGAGGAGACGGUGACUGUGGCUCUCGGUGAGCUGCGGCAGCUGGAGCGGCAGGGGUGUCGGCCCGCCCCGGACGUGGUUCUGGAUACCCUGGAGCAGGUGAAGAACGGCCCGGUUACCACCUGCUCCUCCGAGUCUCCCAGCCCCCACAGUACUCCCAGCACCCCCGGCACGCCUGGAACCCCCGGCACCCCCGGAACUCCCGGUACCCCCGGGACUCCAGGCACCCCGAGCCCCCUCAGCCCCAUGAGCCCCAUCAGUCCACUCCCCGGACCCCCGCCUGGACCCCCCAGACCCGCCAACCCCUCCCCUGACGCCCUGGGCUCCUUCAAGCCUGUGGCGGCUUCCCGCAUUGGGACUCCGCUGCGCCCCCCUGCACUGAGGCCCAAACCCAUCGUCCCGCCUAAGAGCAGCACCCCACCUCUGCCCCCGCCCGUAGACAAAUCCUGCACCAUGUGAGUCUAACCCGGCCAGCAGAAGGCCAAAUCAGGCCUACCCGGGCCAAAAAUGGGCCAGAAGAGGAGAUCAGGGUACUGGUUCUAAUCAACAUGAGGGUAGAAACGGUAGAGCGACGAAAAGGCUUUUAAUGUAGUAAUAAAAUUUAAUCUAUGACAUGAUAUGAUAUGCCAUGAUAUUUAUGUGUCGUUAGGUUGGUGUGUACUCUCUUGGUGUGUAGGAGUUUACUUUCUCCAUGUAUUCAAGCAUUAUCAAAGGAUAGCUAAAAGAACUGCUGUUGUACAACAACAGGGGGCGGAGCUUCCUGUCCUGUAGGAGAGAGCCGCCAGCUCCAGUAAAUGUAGAUUCAGUGACAUGAAUGUUGGAUGUACUGUCAUGAAGAUAGACUCGCUCUAGCUAAAGGACCUAUCACCGAUUGGCUGCCGUCUCCACUGGGUCGCUGAAGGCAGCGGCGCCGGCGGCCCGGCGACGUUUUUGUGGCUUACGAUGACUUUUCUGUUCUUUUUUUCACUCGGUUCAGCUGCUAAGCUCACUCGGUCCUCAAACGCCUCUUGAGGUCGUCAGUGACAGAGAACUCAUUUGACCAACGUCCAGGUUUUUAAUGAAUGUUUUCAGCUUUUAAUGACUGUUCAGCCAUCUUAUUGAAUGUCUGUGAGCAGACGGCUCACUUUUUAACAGCCUUCUUGUGUUGGACCCAGAACACGGCUUCACACCGGAGGGGGAAGCUCUUUCUGGGACAGUGGCGAUGUAUGAUUUAGUUGCCGUUUGUUUGCGUGAGUGGGUUGGGAGUGAGUGUGCAUCCUGCUUGCCUACCCUUUGUUCUGCUCCGUUGUACGUGCAGAACCACUAAAAUAGUGAUAGACCAUAGAUAAUUCAUGCCUGCCUUGAGUGCCAGAACACGUGAGUGCAAGUUGGGACGACGGUACAAGUGCAAAAAAAGCAUGCCACUUUUAUGUGUGCCAAAAUAAAGGUUUACCUGCUUGUUACACUAGUCACUAGUUAACCUUAAAUCACAAUAAGCUAACAGGGUGGGGCUUUGUGUGUAUACGCCCAAAAAAAAAAAAAGACUUGAACAGCACACUGAAUGUGGCCUCCCACCGGGCUGUGAGACUAAAACUACAUAUGAUGUGCUGAACUGGGCUAUGGAUGAGCUUCUGUGUUCAUGUCUUUAUAUAGUUGUGAGGACCAAAAUGGACGACUGUAGAAUAUAGACGUUUGUAUUGGAAAGAGUCUGGCGAUACGAUGCAUAUCGCGAUAUCCAGCUCACGAUGUAAUAUGUAUCACGAUAUAUCCCAAGACUGAACCUAAACAAUUUUAAACUCUUUUUAUUAAGAGUAUGACUUAAAAAAAGUAUGUUUAAAUAUUAAUCAGGAAUUGAAAUUAACAUUCUUAAAAUAUUUUUUAGAAGUGGAAAGUGGAAAACAAAGGCAACACGCUGAAGGAUGCUCAUAAAUAAUCAAUUCAAUAUUGCCAUGUCGGCAUUCUAAAUCAAUACAAGUAUCCCAAUGUACAGCGAUACAUCGCCAAAUAAGUAUUGCGGUAUAUCGCGAAAUAAGUAUUGCGAUAUAUCCCCAUAUAAGUAUCGCAAUAUAUAACUGAAUAAGUUUUGAGAUGUAUCAGCAAAUAUGUAUUGCGAUACAUCGCGAAAUAAGUAUUGCGAUAUAUCGCGAAAUGAGUAUUGCGAUAUAUCACAGAAUAAGUAUCGAGAUACGUCCCCAAAUAAAUAUUACGAUAUAUCACCAUAUAAGUAUCGCAUUAUAUAACUGAAUAAGUAUCGAGAUAUAUUGCUAAAAAAGUAUCGCGAUAUAUCGCAAAAUAAGUAUUAUGAUAUAUCACUGAAAAAGUAUUGAGAUAUAUCGCCAAAAAAGUACAACCCCCCUCAUAUAUAAUACGGCUAGCAUUGCUCUGUAAUCACAUUAUCAAAUACUAGAGGGCGUUGUGGUGGUUUGGCUGUAGCUGGAGCUAACAUAGCAUGCUAAUUUGGCUAGCAUUACUCGAUUAAAGUAACAUCCCUGAGGUUUUUUUUUUUUUUGUUUUUUUUACUAGCAAUCACUGCAUUAAGUUACUUUAAGUAACUAAAUUUAAAUUCAACAAUUAAAUGUUAAAACAUGUCAAAAUAAAAGUUAGUAUAACUCAUAAUUCUGAGAAUAGUUUGCAGUAGCUUCUCCUAUUGUGAGCUAGCAUCGCCUACUAAUGCUAAUGUAGCCAUAAUUGUAUGGCUAAGUUAACACAAACUGGUUGUUAAUUAGGUUUUCAUACCUAAUAUGGACAUAAUCAUAGUAACAGUGCCAAGUAAAAUAAAAAAAUAAACAUUUUCCAUUGUAUUUCAUUGAAAUGUGUACUAGUUACGCCUAAAAUAAACAAAGUUAUAAAGAUGGGUGGAAUGUAUCAUAGUGAUAAACAAAAACAAACAACUAUAUAAAGGCAUGAUUGUGUGCGUUUUUAUAUCAUGAUGGGGACCAGGACAUCUCAUCGAGACGUGAUGACCUCAAGUCCUCGAGCCCUUUGAACCUUUAAGGGUUAAAUGAAGUGUAAAAAGUGUGGGGUUUGUUUUUACUUUCAUUUGUUAUCAUUUACAUCAAAGGAAAGGUCUUAAGAAUGUCUUUUAAAAAUGUGUGUCCCCAUAGAGAUAUAGAAACCAGCGUGUGUGUGCGUGAACGAAUGUGAAAGUGCCUUUUUUUUUAAUCUUUGUCUUUUUUGGGAAUUCACAUCCGCAUGUCCUGAACGAAGAGCAGCAGCACUCCGAAUGAAAUUAUCAUGAAGUGUUUCGUAGAUUAUGAAUCUUAGCAUUAACCCAUUGUGACAUUGCACUUUGAUGUAUAGGAUUGUGUACUUGGCAUGUAGCAUCAUCACAUGUUGGUGCAUCUUAAAGGAAGGGAGGUUCGUGUUUGAUGAUAACGGAAACGGUUCUUGUCUGUUAGUGUUGCUGUAUUUGAACACCAAGCUUCCGGAAGCUGAGCUCAUAUAGCCAAAUGGAUUGUAUCAAUGUGUUGUAUUUAUAAUAUAAAUAAACUGAAUAAAUUAGCAUUCAAGUCGUUUGUGAAACUA
Oryzias melastigma (Indian medaka) is the source of this 6967-nucleotide messenger RNA. RefSeq names its product SLIT-ROBO Rho GTPase activating protein 1b (gene srgap1b). The record is from RefSeq and is a predicted model, not a curated record. The transcript has 23 exons. The coding region runs from base 623 to 3922 and encodes 1099 amino acids. Gene Ontology annotation, cellular component: cytoplasm. Gene Ontology annotation, molecular function: protein binding. Gene Ontology annotation, biological process: signal transduction; negative regulation of cell migration. Lineage: Eukaryota; Metazoa; Chordata; Actinopteri; Beloniformes; Adrianichthyidae.